UGGAGAGAAGAAGAGCUGUACUUAAGUGUAUUAUUUUGUAAUUAAUUAAGGAAACCCAAGUGGGAAAAAAAUAUCCAACAAUAACAUAUAUGUAGAAUAUAUCCAAUCAUCUUCUCUUGGUGUGCAUCCAUUUUCAUAACACCCCAUCAUCAUAUAUACCACCAAACAUAUCACUCAUUCGCUCUCUCUCUCUCUCUCUCUCUCCCUGAGUUUGGAAUUGUGGGCUGUUGUUAUAGCAAGUCUAGUCUUUGAUAGCUCUUUUAAUCUUCUGUCUGAGAGAAGAUCAGAUGGGCAGAAAGUGCUCACAUUGUGGAAACAUAGGUCAUAAUUCAAGGACCUGCACCACUUCUUCUUCUACUGCUACUACUUUUGUUAAUAAUAACAACAAUUAUGCCAAUUCAUCACUUCGUCUCUUUGGAGUGAAAGUAGACAUAUUAUCAUCAUCAUCUUCUUCUGCUGCUUCUUCUUCUUCCAUGAAUAUAAAUGCCUUGAAGAAAAGUUUCAGCAUGGACUGCCUGAUGCACUCCUCCUUAUCUUCAGCUUCCUCUUCCCCCUCUUCUUCAUUGUCUUCCAGAAUUGCCCCUGAUGAAACCAUUUCUGAUCAUCACAAAGCAGCAACCAAUAUUGGUUAUCUCUCUGAUGGUCUCAUUGGCCGAGCACAGGAAAGAAAAAAAGGUGUUCCAUGGACAGAAGAAGAACACAGGACAUUUCUGGUUGGGCUUGAGAAGCUAGGAAAGGGAGACUGGAGAGGCAUCUCCAGAAGCUUUGUCACUACAAGAACACCAACCCAAGUUGCAAGUCAUGCCCAGAAAUAUUUUCUAAGACAGGCAACCCUCAACAAGAAGAAGAGAAGAUCAAGCCUAUUUGACAUGGUUGGGAUUAGUCCUCUACAUAGUGGUAGUUUCAGGCCUAGUGAUGAUGAAAGCAUUCGCUGCUCUCAGCACAAGGAUCAAAAUCAGCAAAACGGUAUUGUCAUGCCCCUAUUGCUGGAGCUUAGUUCUUCAAAACAUGGACAAAAGUUGGCAUCAGAUUACAAUCAUCAAAAACCAGUAGUUGACUUUACUCAAGUAGCUUCUCAUCACCCCCCUAAUAAUUCAGUACCUGUUUGGCUACAUGGAUUAAUGGAUUCCCAGUUGAAAUCAAAGUCCAAUAUCAUUGCAUCCAAACCCAGUUCUUCAAAUGGUGCAGGACUUGAUCUAGAGCUCAAUCUGGCAGGGCCAAGGCCUAGUUUGGAACAAAAUAAGCCAUCCAACCCAGUCUUAUAUCCCAGGAAGUAGAACUUCACCGAGGAAGAUCAAAUUCACAGAAUCUCACUGCCACUAUAGUUAGAAUGCUUAACAGAUCGUGGAGGGCCGGCAUAGAAGGAAUAUCUUUAUUAUUACUAUUUUUUUCUUCUUUCCUUUUCUGUAAUAAACAGAUGCAUCAGUAGUAGUAGUAGUUAUGACCAUGUUCAGUUGAAUACAUAUAUGUGCUUCCUUUAUGGAUAUAUGGCUGCAAAUUAUUAUGAGGGUAGAGCCAUGUCACUCUUUCUGUAUUGCCAUUUGGCUCCUUAUUAUAAUCUCUAAUCAAAGUUUCUCAAAGUGCUUUUGGUA
Molecule: messenger RNA, 1592 nt
Organism: Humulus lupulus (European hop)
Lineage: Eukaryota; Viridiplantae; Streptophyta; Magnoliopsida; Rosales; Cannabaceae
Product: transcription factor KUA1
Exons: 4
Coding region: 288-1277 (329 amino acids)
Biological process (GO): response to gibberellin; response to ethylene; response to auxin
Molecular function (GO): DNA binding; zinc ion binding
Source: RefSeq, a predicted model, not a curated record